Molecule: messenger RNA, 1929 nt
Organism: Naegleria fowleri
Lineage: Eukaryota; Heterolobosea; Eutetramitea; Acrasida; Naegleriidae
Exons: 1
Coding region: 1-1929 (642 amino acids)
Molecular function (GO): glycosyltransferase activity
Source: RefSeq, a predicted model, not a curated record
AUGCAUGAAAGAGAUCCUUUUCUAUCAAAUAUGAAGUGGCUCUCCGUUUCAUAUUUAUUGUCAUCAUGGUCAUCUCUCUUGAAGCGUCCUCGAUUUGUGGUCAUAUCGAUCCUUGUUCUUCUAAUUGUGUGCUGUGUGUGUUAUGCAAUUGUUUUCAUCCAUCGUUCGUCAUCUUCCUUAGUGAAAUGUGUGACAUGGAAUGUAAUACAACACCAACCCAAAUUGGACAACCAAGCAUCGAAUCGAAUCCAUUCGUCAACGGAUUCAUCCAACCAACCUUCGGAAGUGUUGGAACAUGUGGAGGAUAGAGUUCUUUCAAAGCAACAACAAACCUCUUCAAAGCAACAAGUGUUGAAAACGAGGCGACAACGAAGACGACAAGUUAUGUUUGGAAAUUUUCAAUGCAAUCGAUACACUCGACAAACCUUAUUCACUUCCUGUCAAAUCGAAAAUGUUUGUAUCAAUACGAGAGGACAGUUUUUAUUGUUCAUGUCACGAGAUCGAUUGUUUGGAAAAAAACAAUUAAUUUUGGAUGAAUUGAAUCGAAGACCUUGGAUUUACACACAAGGAAGAUUUGAAUCGAAUCGAGGACUUCAUUUCAUGAGAAUCAUUGAUGCAGAGUUAAUUCUGGAAUUUGAUCCACAACGAGAUUCAAUAACUUCAACCACUACAACGAAAAAGGAUGACAUUUCUGACAAGGAUGAUCAAAAGAAUGAAAAAGUCGUGAGUGCAUUCACCAUUCCAGGUUCCUCUUGGUCUGAAAGACCCUUACAUUCCAUUUCUGGAGACCCAGUCGAAUUGGACAAGAAUUUCAAAUACUACUCGGAACCUGUCUAUGUUUUGAAACGAUACGCAGCAGGAAAUAUGGGUCACUUUUUAUUUGACAAUAUUGCAAUGAUUGUGACACUCAUGAUGAAUUUUAAUCCUCUCGCUUCCACACGAGAUCUUGACAAACUUCUUGGUAAUCACAUUCUAUAUUUGGAUGAUGUCUAUGAACAGGUGGCUCACAAUUGGAUUGGGGCGUAUCGUUACAAUGAGAGUUUAGCUGAUGAAUUUUCACUGAAAUUGCCACAAUUGUUUAGCAAAAAUCCACCACUCCAAUUGUGUCGACAGCAAGAUUCGACACGAAUUGAUUUAUUGCCUUGUCGAAACACUCCACGAGGAACGAAUUUUCCAAGAAAUAAUGUGUUGCAGGCAUGUUUUGCAAAUUUCAGAAUUGGACUCACUUAUGGACUAUUUCGAGCAUUUCCUUCGAGAGAGAUGAUUUUUGUGCAAUAUCGACAAUUAGUGUAUUACCAUCUUGGAAUUUAUCCAUUACCCAGUGAAGAAAACGACUCACACGUAAUGGCUCCUUAUUUGAAGAAAAAACCUUUGAAAAUUGUCAUUCACAAAAAACCACUCUCCUCUGGACAUGGUAAAAUUAUUUGGAAUGUCGACGAGUUGUUGAAUGCCAUUCGUGACAAGUUGCAAAAAGAUCCCUAUCUCUCAUUGUAUCAUUCAAAACAAUCCAUUCAGGUUGAAUCUUUAGAAUUAGAUCUUUUCACCAUGAAUGUCACCGAACAAGUCAAAUUCUUUUCACAAGUCGAUGUCUACAUUUCCGAUCAAGGCAGUGCUGCCUACUAUGCUGUCUACAUGAGAAAAGACACAUCCGUACUCAUUGCUCCAGAAUGCUAUUCCGAUCGAGGAUGUCACACUGGAGAGAGUUUUCAAAUUUUGAGAGCUCUUCCCAACACGUUUGUGGUGGAUUAUUUGGAAUUAUUGAGAGGAAGUGAAGAGAAUCCAAAUGAAACACCGUGCAAUCCGAGACCCACUGCAAAAGAUUUAAAUGCUUGUGAUCCAAUUUUGAGAGUGGAUGUGGUGGUGGAGAAUGUGAUGGCAUUUGUGAAGAGAAGAUUUCUCAAAAUGAUGAUGGUAGAUCCUGAUGAAUGA